AUGGACAGAUUCGUUGUCUUGCUCAAGCCUGAUGUCGCUGACCAAGAGGAUGAGAUUGUGUAUCUCAUGAGACACCGCGCAAUGAACAUCGUGAACCGCAGACGUAUCCUGCUUACGCGUGAGCAGGUCGAAGAAUACUAUAUCGAUUACAUGGGCGACGAGGGAUUCGAUUUGCUUCUGGAGUUUAUGACCAGCGGGCCGGUGGUGGCACUCUUAGUCGAGAAAGCAGGCGGCAUCGAGGACUCCAAAGAGUUUAUUGGUCCGCACGACCCGGUGGAGGCCAAGAUAUCCCAUCCAGACAGCCUAAGGGCGAUCUACGGCGUCGAUGUCUUGCGAAAUGGCUUCUAUGCGAGCGAGAGCCACGAAGUGGCUUUGUUGGACAUCAAGUUCUUCUUCCCAGAGAUGUGGAUCGAGCCCUUGUUGAGCAAAGAUCGGGCAAAGAUAUACCUGGAGUCAUCGCUUUACCCUGUCCUGACCCAGGGACUGACCCAGCUGUGCAAAGAAAAGCCCGAGAACCCAACGACGUGGCUGGGAAACUGGCUGAUCGAAAACAAUCCCAACAAGCCCAAGGUUGUUCUGCCAUAGAGGCAUUCGGCGAUCGGUUCACGAUCGAGAGGCAUUCAAUUUUGUGGCGAACGCAGGGAUGGUGGUGCGGUGGGUCGGAAUCGGAGGGAGGCUCAAUCGUCUGGACAUGCGGCUUCCGGGAAUACUCAAAAUCGUAUUAGAGAAAAUGACUAGGACAGGGAAGUG
Messenger RNA from Polychytrium aggregatum, 750 nucleotides. RefSeq names its product nucleoside diphosphate kinase. Gene Ontology annotation, biological process: UTP biosynthetic process; CTP biosynthetic process; GTP biosynthetic process. The transcript is spliced from 5 exons. Gene Ontology annotation, molecular function: nucleoside diphosphate kinase activity. The coding region runs from base 1 to 585 and encodes 194 amino acids. The record is from RefSeq and is a predicted model, not a curated record. Lineage: Eukaryota; Fungi; Chytridiomycota; Chytridiomycetes; Polychytriales.